Owenia fusiformis is the source of this 838-nucleotide messenger RNA. The record is from the annotation of a GenBank genome assembly. Lineage: Eukaryota; Metazoa; Annelida; Polychaeta; Sabellida; Oweniidae.
UCACUGCUUUUUGAAAGUCAUCCUGAACAUUUGGGACUUAGAGGCACAAUGUUAGGUCUAUUCAACGUGAGUAACAAACUACAAAUAAAAGUCAAACGAGAUGAACUUGAGAUACGCCUGUUUGAUCCAAACAAAGACAACUGGGAAGAAGUAAAGAAAAUGACCUUAGUCCCCUACACAGAGGUAAUUCCAAUAAUCAUGAAAGGCCAACUAUUCAAUCCAAAGGUUAGCAGUGUAUUAGCAUUACUAGCAGCUGGAAUCUUACACCAAAUGAGACACUCAUUGAUGAAUGGACUCAUAUUCCUGUUGGGGUUAUACUCCAUACUGUAUUUCUUACUAAUAUGGGGAAUUCCACUUUGGGAGAUGUACAAACUGAGUGAAUAUCACAAUUUCGUAGAAUACUGGAUAGGACCUGACCAUAAAUUAUGGCUGCUCUUCCAUAGGGGGAAACUUAUUGGCUCUAUUGGUGUAAAUGAACUGGAUGUUGGCAAGCGAGGUGAACUUACGCGUGUGGUUGUAGCAACUGAUUACAGGCGAAAUGGACUAGCUGAAUUGAUGGUUAAUUUUGUAAUAGACUAUCAUGAAAAAAAAAUAUAUAAUGAGUUGGUACUAUAUACGACUAUAUAUCAACAAAGUGCAAUGAAAAUCUACGAGAAGUGCGGUUUUACACGAGUUAGAAUGUUUACUCACUACUUUAUCAAACCUAUAUUGGGUGUUGAGAGCAACACAUAUACUUUAAAAUUUCCAAGGAAACAAGCAUAGAGAAAAUCAAAUGAUAUAUACCACGCCCGGUGAUCGGAAGAAAUAUACAUAUAUCUUUUAUUGACUCUUUAGAUAC